This is a messenger RNA of Penicillium alfredii, 945 nucleotides long. RefSeq lists its product as uncharacterized. NCBI's taxonomy places the organism in Eukaryota, Fungi, Ascomycota, Eurotiomycetes, Eurotiales, Aspergillaceae. The coding region runs from base 1 to 945 and encodes 314 amino acids. The transcript has 2 exons. The record is from RefSeq and is a predicted model, not a curated record.
AUGCAGUCCGGAAAGACGCAGGGGAGCCGGUUACGGCCGGUGGCUGAUUCCCUCGAGAGCGUUGGAUUUGUGUCCAAGGGGGAUAAGAAGCUGCUCGACCACAAAGCCCAGAAAGACUACUUUGAUAAAGUCGUCGACCGAUAUAUGCGAUUUUGCGCGCACAACUCUAAGAACCUCGAUGCCGCGCUGGCAUCCCUCCCGACAAGCCGCUCGAAUGAUGCGACGUCCAACCCGCCCGCCGCUCAAUCCGCCGCGAAAACACCCAAAGGUGUACCACCACCCUCAGCUGAAUUGUCGACUCUGCUCCUCUCUCUCCGUAAGCUGCGAGAGGCUGUCCUAGCCACGGCCUCUACGACCCCGGUGGCUUUCUCGCAGCGAGUCCAUGUUUUCUCGAUCCGCCUGUCGAUCCUCGCGCAGCACCCGCCCUCGUAUUUUCCUUCCUUGCGAUACGUUCUGGACAAGCUGCAUUCUGCAUCGCACCCACUGCCAGAUUUAGAAAUCAAAGAGAUGAUAUCGUAUCUAAUUCUCGACUUUGCAUGUCGCCAAGGGGAUAUGGUAGCCGCUUUUGAAUUGCGAGCACGGGCGCGGAAGGAAUAUGAGUUUCAUUCGCAGACCAUCGACCAGCUACUGGCCGCAUUGAUGCACGACAACUGGGUGGUAUUCUGGCAGGUGCGCAAGAGCGUGGACUCUUACAUGCGCGCCGUAAUGAACUGGGCCGUAGAUGGGGUCCGCAGACACGCCCUGAAGGCGGUGGGCAGCGCAUACCUCAAUGUCCAUAUCAGCUGGAUUGUGGGUGGCUGUACAGGGGAAGACGAGGGCUGGACAUGGGAGAAGUUGGUUGAGACCGAGAAGCUCGGCUGGCAGAGAGAGGGCGACAAAAUUAUCAUCCGGCGGCCCAAGCAACGACCUCCGCCGAACCCGGAGCCGGCUAAGCCAAGUGCUUGA